This is a messenger RNA of Dovyalis caffra, 3192 nucleotides long. The record is from the annotation of a GenBank genome assembly. NCBI's taxonomy places the organism in Eukaryota, Viridiplantae, Streptophyta, Magnoliopsida, Malpighiales, Salicaceae.
AUGGAACGUGCAAGGAGGCUAGCUAACCGUGCAAUCUUGAAAAGGCUGGUUAAUGAAUCAAAUCAAAGCCACAAACAUGCCAGAAAUGAAUCAGCUUUGUUAAGCUCUUCACCUCCUGUAUUAUACACUCCUUCAAGGUAUGUUUCCUCAUUGUCAUCAUUUGGUUCUAGAAGUCCUAGAUCAGGUCUAUUGCCAGGAGGCAAAAAUAUUGUAUCCCAUAAUGCUGCUGCUGUUUCUGCUGGUCAUUAUGGCAUUGGGUCACAAACAAGAUCCAUUUCUGUUGAAUCUUUGAAACCAAGUGACACUUUCCCUCGCCGCCAUAACUCAGCCACCCCGGAAGAACAAACCAAAAUGGCUGAAUUAUGUGGCUUUGGUACUCUUGAUUCAUUGAUAGAUGCAACUGUGCCUAAAUCGAUUAGACUUGAUUCUAUGAGGUUCUCAAAGUUUGAUGGUGGGUUAACAGAGAGCCAAAUGAAUGAACAUAUGAAAUAUUUGGCAUCGAAGAAUAAGGUUUACAAGUCUUAUAUUGGGAUGGGGUAUUAUAACACUCAUGUUCCACCUGUGAUUUUGAGGAAUAUAAUGGAGAAUCCAGCCUGGUAUACACAAUAUACACCGUACCAAGCUGAGAUAUCUCAGGGUAGAUUGGAGUCUUUGCUCAAUUACCAAACCGUGAUUACUGAUCUUACUGGAAUGCCUAUGUCAAAUGCUUCAUUGCUUGAUGAAGGGACUGCUGCUGCAGAGGCAAUGGCUAUGUGUAAUAAUAUUCAAAAGGGAAAGAAAAAGACUUUUAUAAUUGCUAAUAAUUGCCACCCUCAAACUAUUGAUAUUUGCGAGACUAGAGCUGAUGGUUUUGAUCUUAAGGUAGUUACUGCAGAUCUCAAGGAUAUUGAUUAUAAAUCUGGGGAUGUUUGUGGGGUCUUAAUUCAGUAUCCAGGAACUGAGGGCGAGGUUUUGGAUUAUGGGGAGUUUAUAAAGAAUGCUCAUGCUCAUGGAGUUAAGGUUGUUAUGGCAUCGGAUUUGUUGGCGUUGACGAUGUUGAAGCCUCCUGGUGAAUUGAAUGCAGAUAUUGUUGUUGGUUCGGCUCAGAGGUUUGGUGUUCCUCUGGGGUAUGGGGGUCCUCAUGCAGCAUUUUUGGCUACCUCACAAGAGUACAAGAGGUUGAUGCCUGGUAGAAUUAUUGGUGUUAGUGUCGAUUCUUCAGGAAAGCCUGCGCUGCGUAUGGCGAUGCAAACUAGGGAGCAGCAUAUUCGCAGGGACAAGGCUACCAGCAACAUCUGUACUGCUCAAGCACUGCUUGCAAACAUGGCUGCUAUGUAUGCCGUCUAUCAUGGACCUGAAGGCCUUAAAGCCAUCGCUCAAAGGGUCCAUGGUCUUGCUGGAGCAUUCACAGUUGGACUGAAGAAACUUGGGACAGUUGAAAUCCUGGGCCUUCCCUUCUUUGACACUGUGAAAGUUAAGUGUGUUGAUGCACAUGCAAUUGCUGAUGCUGCUUACAAAAGCGAGAUAAAUUUGAGAGUUGUAGAUGCAAACACCAUUACUGUUUCCUUUGAUGAAACAACCACCUUAGAGGAUGUUGAUAAGCUUUUCAAAGUUUUUUCUGGUGGAAAGCCUGUUCCUUUCACAGCUGCAUCUCUGGCACCAGAGAUUCAGAAUGUGAUCCCAUCUGGUCUAACAAGGGAGAGCCCAUAUAUGACUCAUCCAAUCUUUAACACGUACCAUACCGAGCAUGAACUGCUCAGGUAUAUGCAUAGGCUGCAAUCGAAAGAUCUUUCUUUGUGCCACAGUAUGAUUCCACUAGGAUCUUGUACAAUGAAAUUGAAUGCCACAAGUGAAAUGAUGCCAGUCACAUUUCCUAAUUUCACCGAUGUUCACCCUUUCGCUCCAACUGAACAGGCUCAAGGUUACCAGGAAAUGUUCGAUGAUUUGGGCAAUCUAUUGUGUACAAUUACUGGGUUUGACUCUUUCUCAUUGCAACCAAAUGCCGGUGCUGCUGGAGAAUACGCCGGGCUUAUGGUUAUUCGUGCAUAUCAUAAGGCAAGAGGGGAUCAUCAUCGAAACGUGUGCAUUAUACCUGUUUCAGCACAUGGGACAAAUCCUGCAAGUGCUGCCAUGUGUGGAAUGAAGAUUGUUGCUGUUGGAACUGAUGCCAAGGGAAACAUCAAUAUUGAAGAGCUAAGGAAGGCUGCUGAAGCCAAUAGGGACAACCUCUCUGCACUUAUGGUUACAUAUCCCUCGACUCAUGGGGUGUAUGAAGAAGGAAUCGAUGAGAUAUGUAAGAUAAUCCAUGACAAUGGUGGUCAAGUAUACAUGGAUGGGGCUAACAUGAAUGCUCAGGUUGGUCUCACAAGCCCAGGUUUUAUUGGAGCUGAUGUUUGCCAUCUCAAUCUCCACAAAACAUUUUGCAUUCCACAUGGAGGUGGUGGUCCUGGCAUGGGUCCUAUUGGUGUGAAGAAGCACUUGGCACCAUAUCUUCCUUCACAUCCUGUGGUACCUACAGGUGGUAUUCCAGCCCCUAGCCAGUCUCAACCACUUGGCACCAUUGCAGCUGCCCCUUGGGGCUCUGCACUUAUCUUGCCAAUAUCAUACACUUACAUAGCAAUGAUGGGUUCUAAGGGGUUAACUGAUGCUUCAAAGAUAGCUAUACUGAACGCAAACUACAUGGCAAAGCGUUUGGAGAAUCACUACCCUGUUCUUUUCCGUGGUGUCAAUGGAACAGUUGCCCAUGAAUUCAUUGUGGACUUGAGAGUCUUUAAGAACACUGCUGGGAUUGAGCCUGAAGAUGUUGCCAAGCGCCUUAUGGAUUAUGGAUUUCAUGGGCCUACAAUGUCGUGGCCAGUUCCCGGAACGCUUAUGAUUGAACCCACUGAGAGUGAAAGCAAGGCAGAGUUAGAUAGGUUCUGUGAUGCGCUUAUCUCGAUUAGGGAAGAAAUUGCAGAGAUCGAGAAAGGAAAUGCUGAUAUCCACAACAAUGUCCUCAAGGGAGCUCCUCACCCACCAUCUUUGCUCAUGGGAGAUACAUGGACAAAGCCAUAUUCUAGGGAAUAUGCAGCCUUCCCUGCUUCUUGGCUCCGUGUCGCCAAGUUCUGGCCUACUACAGGUCGUGUUGACAAUGUCUAUGGUGACCGGAACCUUAUCUGCACCCUUCUCCCAGCAUCACGGGUUGUUGAAGAACAGGCUGCAGCUACUGCUUAA